Molecule: messenger RNA, 900 nt
Organism: Coffea eugenioides
Lineage: Eukaryota; Viridiplantae; Streptophyta; Magnoliopsida; Gentianales; Rubiaceae
Exons: 1
Coding region: 1-900 (299 amino acids)
Source: RefSeq, a predicted model, not a curated record
AUGGAAGCUAGAAGACAACAGCGGGGACCUCCGCGUGGACAAGCCCAAAAUCAAAAGGAAGAGAGUGGGUCUGUGGCUAACCAAAACACUGAGCCAAGGGCUGGGGCAAAUGAUCAAGUGGCAUUGGCUAUAAAUCAUAUGACGGACUUGUUAGAACGUUUAGUACCCCAACAGGGCCAAGGGGCUGGACAAGUGAAUCAACAAAGAGACCAAGAGAUCGGAGAGGAUAAAGCAUUGGAGAGAUUUCAAAAGUUUUCUCCAUCUAAGUUUUCUGGGAGUCCUGGCCCUGAAAUAGCAGAAAAUUGGUUAGAAAACAUGAUAAAUAUCUUUGUUGCUCUAAAAUAUAUAGAGGAAAGGCAGGUGACAUUUGUUGUAUUUCAGUUUGAGGAAGCAGCCCGAUCAUGGUGGAAUGUCGUAAGGACUAAGUGGGAGAGGGAACAAGUACCCUGGACCUGGCUAAAUUUUACUCGAGAAUUUAAUGAGAAAUAUAUUCCCCCUUUUGUUCAAGAAAGAAGAGAGGACGAGUUUAUAAGGCUCCGUCAGGGAUCAAGGAGUGUUGCUGAGUAUGAGUAUCAGUUUACAAAAUUAUCCAAAUUUACUCCAGAGUUGGUUGCUACUGAGCAAAAGAGAAAAAGGCGGUUCAUUCAGGGCUUAAAUCUAGAAAUUCAAGAAUCUUUGGCAGCGCUCAAAUUCCUACAUUCAAUGACGCCCUUGAAAAAGCUCAAAGGGUUGAAAGUACAAAAUCCCAAUUGCGAGCUUUUCAAACAUGGAAAAGGGAUGCAUCUAGCAGUCGUAACCUGGAAAUACCUAGAGAAGAUGUACCACCUUCCAAAGUUGGGAGAAGAGCUGGAGAAGUACAACUUUCACUUCCAUCCCCACCCACGGCGGGGAAACCAGUAG